AUGUCUAAAUAAGAAUUUAAAAAUUACUCAUCAUAGCAAUCAGCAUAAUCAUUUAAAUAAGAAUCUGAAUAUUCUAUGUACCAUAAAGUUGUUUUAGGAGAUGGUGUAUUUUAUAUAUCAAUAUAUUAGAUUCCAUCUAUUAGGGAGAAUGGUAAAACAAUUUAAGACAUGGUAAAGGAAUUCAAAUCUAUCCUAAUGGUAAUCUAAUUAAUCUAAAAAAGGUAUUAUUUUUGAAGGAAUUUGGGAAGAUCAUAAAAUAGUUGGAAAAGUUAUUAAGAUUGAUGGUGAGAUAAUAGACUGUGUUAUUGAGAAUAAUUAAAUUGUUUAGAGUUCAAAAAUCAUUUUGUAAGAAGACCUAGAACAUUUACUAAAUCUAAAAUUAGAAAAAAUUUACACUUCAGAAAUAAUCUCAUAAAUAAUACAAAACAAUUUAAACUUUUAACAAAUCACUUUAGAAGGAAUUGAAUAUCAAGGACAAAUACUCAAUGAUACCAAACAUGGAUUAGGAGUUGCUAAAUUUUAAGAUGGUAAUCAAGAUGGUUAAACAAAAUUAGGUUCUGUUUAUUAAGGUCAGUGGAAAAAUAAUAAAUAGCAUGGUUAUGGGAAGAAAAUCUAUUAAAAUGGGGAUAUCUAUAGUGGGUAUUGGUAUGAGGGGGAAAUAUAUGGCUAUGGAGAAUAUCAUUAUUAAUAAGGUGCGACUUAUGUUGGGUAUUGGAAAAAUAGUUUGAAACAUAUUUAUGGUAAGGAAUCAUGGAUUGAUGGAGCCUCUUAUGAGGGAGAAUACUAUGAAGGAAAGAAGAAUGGAAAGGGUAAGCUCAUUUUUCAAGAUGGAUCCUAUUAUGAAGGGGAAUUUGAAUUGGAUGACAUACAUGGAUAUGGAUAAUAUCAUUGGAUAGAUGGAAGAAACUAUGUUGGAGAUUGGGUCUAUAACAAGAUGUGGGGGAUAGGCAAGACAACAUGGGCUGAUGGUAGAUCAUAUGAAGGAGGGUACUUUUAUAGAAUUACAAUAGUUAUAUGGAUGAUAAAAAAUAAGGAUUAGGAACAUUUAUUUGGAAUGAUGGUAGAAAAUACAUUGGAGAAUGGAAAUAAGGGAAAUAACAUGGCAUUGGAUUAUAUUAGGCUCCUUCUGGUGAAUAUAGAUAUGGAGAGUGGGCAGAAGGAAAAAGAGUCAAAUGGUUGGAUUUAUAGGAAGAUAAGGAAAUAAUAGAUAAUUUUUUGAAUAAGAAUGCUGAGAUCGAACAUAAAAAUGGAUCAUUUUACAAUAGCCAUAUAUCUGAUUCAUCUCUGAAUGGAAGCGAUAGAUCUCAUGGCAAAAAAGUUUAUUAGUUAACAUUAUCAGACAGUAAAUAUUAAGUGAAUGAUUAGAGAGUGUUUAUAUAGGAGAAUUGUUUAAGUAGAAGAGGGAAGGAUGGGGGAAAUUGAUAUGGAAAGAUGGUAAAUUAUUCAAUGAUAAAAUUAUUUAGGGUCAAUUUAUGAUGGAGAGUGGAAAGAUGAUGAAUGUAAUGGCUUUGGAAGAUAUAUUAGUUGCGAAGGUGAUGUUUAUGAAGGAGAAUGGAAACAUGAUAAGGCUAAUGGACAUGGUAUAUUUACAAACAGCGACGGUGUUGUUUAUGAAGGUAAUUGGAAGAAUGAUAAAUAAAAUGGUUAUGGCAAAUAAACAUGGCCUGAUGGACUCUAUUAUGAAGGAUAAUUUUUGGAGGGUAAGAAAUAAGGAUUUGGAAAGAUGAUAUAUCCAGAUGGGUCUUAUUAUUAAGGAACUUUUGUAAAUAACUAAAUAGAUGGGGAAGGUUUGCAAGUAAAUAUAGAUGGAACUAGAUACGAAGGUUCUGUUAAAAAUGGGAUGAGACAUGGAAGAGGAACUCUGAUAAGUCCAGAUGGAAACAUAUUUAUUGGAAAGUAAAAUGAAAAUUAUGUAAGUUUAGUUUUGAAUUAGACAAACAAGUUGGAGAAGGAAGGGUGGAAUACCAUAAUGGUAAAUUAUUUUUUGGAGAAUGGGUGAAUGGGGAGCGUCAUGGUAAAGGAAAAUACAUUUACAAGGAUGGCAGAGUCGUUGAUUGUAUGUGGUAUAAAGGAAUGAAGAUAGAAAAAUGA
This is a messenger RNA of Paramecium pentaurelia, 2091 nucleotides long. Lineage: Eukaryota; Ciliophora; Oligohymenophorea; Peniculida; Parameciidae. The record is from the annotation of a GenBank genome assembly.